Dama dama (fallow deer) is the source of this 4208-nucleotide messenger RNA. It is a transcript of the gene PCYOX1, whose product is annotated as prenylcysteine oxidase 1. Gene Ontology annotation, molecular function: prenylcysteine oxidase activity. The record is from RefSeq and is a predicted model, not a curated record. The transcript has 6 exons. Lineage: Eukaryota; Metazoa; Chordata; Mammalia; Artiodactyla; Cervidae. Bases 64 to 1590 code for a protein of 508 amino acids. Gene Ontology annotation, biological process: prenylcysteine catabolic process; prenylated protein catabolic process.
CGCGCAGACUCAAAUGCGGGUGGCAGCCCGGCGCUCCAGUCCGACCGCAGCGGUUGGAGAGCCAUGGAACCCGUAGCUUCUGGCCUCGAGUGUUCGACUCUGCGGCUGUGGCUGGGGCUGUUGCUGCUAUGCAGCUGGUGGUACCCUGGGAGCGCCGAGCCGCGGGCCCCGCCGGAGAAGAUCGCGGUUAUUGGAGCUGGAAUUGGUGGCACUUCAGCAGCCUAUUAUCUGCGGCAGAAAUUUGGGAAGGAUGUGAAGAUUCACGUUUUUGAAAAAGGAAAGGUGGGAGGCCGUCUGGCCACCUUGAAUGUGCAGGGGCAAGAAUUUGAGUCAGGAGGUUCUGUCAUCCAUCCUUUAAAUCUGCACAUGAAACGUUUUGUCAAGGAUCUGGGUCUCUCUGCUGUUCAGAGCCCUAGUGGCCUAGUGGGGGUGUAUAAUGGAGAGACCCUGGUAUAUGAGGAGAGCAGCUGGUUUAUAAUUAACAUGAUUAAACUAAUUUGGCACUAUGGAUUUCAGUCCCUCCGAAUGCACAUGUGGGUAGAGGAUAUAUUAGACAAGUUUAUGAGGAUCUACCGCUACCAGUCUCAUGACUAUGCCUUCAGUAGCGUAGAAAAGUUACUGCAUUCCCUAGGAGGGGACGACUAUCUUGGAUUAUUUAACCGGUCACUUCUUGAAACCUUGCAGAAAGCAAGCUUCUCUGAGAAGUUCCUUGAUGAAAUUAUUACUCCUGUCAUGAGGGUAAAUUAUGGCCAAACUACAAACAUCAAUGGCUUUGUAGGGGCAGUGUCAAUGGCUGGUACUGAUCCUGGCCUUUGGGCAGUAAAAGGUGGCAAUAAACUUGUUUGCUCAAGGCUCCUUCAGGCUUCCAGAAGCAAUCUUGUCUCGGGCUUAGUAAUGUCCAUAGAGGAGAAAACAAGGACCAGGCAGACGGGAAAUUCCUCAAAGGUGUAUGAAGUGGUCUACCAAACUGGAUCUGAGACCCAUUCAGACUUCUAUGAUAUUGUCCUGGUGGCCACUCCUUUGAAUCGGAAAAUGUCCAACAUAAAUUUUCUCAACUUCGAUCCUCCAAUUGAGGAAUUCCAUCAACACUACGAACCUUUAGUGACAACUUUAAUUAAAGGGGAGUUGAAUUCAACUGUCUUUAGCUCUAGAGCCUUAAAUGAGUUUCAUCUUGGUACAGUCUUAACCACUGAUAAUCCAGAUUUAUUCAUUAACAGCAUUGGGCUUGUGUCCCCUGUAGAAGAAGACAGUAAUCCUCAGCCAAAAGCAGAUAUAGCACAUGUCUGGAAGAUCUUUUCUGCAGCACCACUUAGUAAAGAACAAAUUUUAAAGCUCUUUGUGUCCUACGAUUAUGCUGUGAAGCAGUCAUGGCUUGCAUACCCUCAUUAUACACCUCCAGAGAAGUGCCCCUCCAUCAUACUUCACGAUCGACUUUAUUACCUCAACGGCAUAGAGUUUGCAGCGAGUGCCAUGGAAAUGAGUGCCAUUGCAGGCUACAAUGCUGCUCUCCUUGCCUAUCACCGCUGGAAUGGGAACACACACAUGAUUGACCAAGAGGACUUAUAUGAGAGACUUAAAACGGAACUAUGAAGUACCACUCUCUCUUUUAUCCCCUUCCUGGUUCCAAAUGGAAUAUCACUGGCAAAAAAAAAAAAAAAGAACAUAGUCUGAACAGAGAUGAUUUUGAAUCAUAUUUUGCCAUUAUUAUCAUUUAACAAAAGUAAUCCCAGAGUCCUGAGAAAUGCAAGGUUCUAAUUAAGCAUGAAGGUAAAACUAUUUCAUCUCCAAAAUCAAACUCUUUCUUGAAUAUCCAUCAGCAGCAUUUCCCAAACUUGUCUGAUCAUAAGAAUCAUCUGGAGUUUGUUAGACAUAUGAAUUCUCUAGCUCCUCUGGAGGUUCUGAUUUAAUAGGUCUGGGAUGGGGCCCUGGAUUUUGAGCGAAACUUUAAAGCAUUUUAAGCUGAGCCCUUGAGGAAGACUUCCUUUUAGUUCAGGACUAGUUCAUUUGCGCUUCACGGUUGGAUGUGAUCUUCAGUCAGGUAAAAUAACCAUGGGAAUUGGUAUCUUAUGCCUGGCUUUAGUAACUUAUAUUUUGCAAAUGACAUAUGCCCAUGCUUAAAGCCUUGACUUUCAGAAUGUUCUUUUGAUUGCUUCUGUCUCUAUUUCAUUAGGGGUGAAGUUCAGAAGUCUUAGUGUAGUAUAAAGAUGUCACACAAAAAUCUCAAGUAAAAUGAAAAGCAAGUAUAGGCUACUGAUUUAAGAAAUUUCUUAAAUUUGUCUUCUAUUAUCAAACCCUCACCUGAGGAGCUUUGAAAAAUGGUGACAGAGCCCCACAACAGAGAUUGGUUUAAUGGACUGAGGAUAGGACCUCAGCUUUUUGUAGCUUUUUAUUUGGAGUUCCUAAUGGACAACUGGGGUUUAGAGUCACUGAUGUGGGGGUUUAUGAUGUUUUCAAAGGGUUUUUAGUGCCUUAAAAGUCCUAAGAAGAAACCCAAUCCAUUAUCAAAGCAAAUCCAUGUUGCAAAGGAUUUCUCUCAGUGAGAACUCUAGUAGUCUUGGUAGUAAGAAGCAUCGACAGUUUGACAGCAGAGGCAACUUAGAUGAUUCUAGAGCCUCUGGCACUAGAAUAUAUUCAGUGACCCCACACUUGAUAAGAUCCAGUUUAUGUUCAAACUGUUAAAUGCUUCUGAAGGUACUGCAGCAUUUUGAUUGAGAAAUUGGUUGUUGAAAUCUUGUUUUGAGGUGGUGGUUUGGCUGUGCAUUGUAAUCACCUGUAGGACUGCUUCCAGAAUGAUUCCAGGAUGUAGCCAAACUUGAGACCCAGUUCUCCACCUGUACAAAGAUCAUGAGUGUCCUUAUAGUCACUGGAAGGACAAAACAAGUAGAAACUUGUGAAUUCUAAAAGUAACUGAACUGCAACCAAGUUAACAUAUAUUGUCUUUUUAAAAAAGUCCUCCUCCAGAUUAUAGCAGUUGUUCCUUUUAGCAAAAAGGAGAACAUUGAUUCUGAAAGCGAUUUAUUCUCUACAAUUGUGAAUAUUAAUAUGCUGAUAAAACUGCCAAGAUAUUUGAUGUAGAGGCAGUAAUUAAAUUUAUAGUUUGUCAGAGUUAGCUUUUUACUAUUUUUAUUCUUAACAAGUAUGUUAAGAGGCAUUCGUAGUUUUUUCCUCUUGUGGUUUUAAAGAAGAUAAUAUGUAGAGUAUAGUACUGUUGUGUAUAUGCUAAGAGUGGGUGAAUUCUAGUGGAAUAAUUUCUAACGUCUGCAGACUUGUUUUGCAAUGGCAAAUUAUUUCUAGAACAGCAGUUUUUAAGUAUUGCUGUUGUUAUCAAACCCAACUCUGUUUUCCAACGAGGCAUCUGCAGUUGUUAAAAGAGCAAAAAGGUUAUCCAUAUAGUAAGCGUAUUAAUUUUAAUGCAACUUAACAGAAUUCAAAAAGAUUUAAUUGGAAGAAAGACCUGUCAGGGCCCAUUAUUCCAGGAGGCUACUCAAGUGAAAUUUUUACAGAAGAGACUGGUAAAGAGUAUGCACAGGCUGAAGGAAGGCCAAGUUCUGCUCCAGUGUUACUGGAAGUCUUGUUAAAACAUGGCUGGCCUCACCCCUAGAAAUGUUGCAGUAGGUGUGGAGUAGCAUACAAAAGACUGCAUUUCUGUUAUGUUCCUACAUGAUGCUGCCGGGUAGGAGCCACACUUAGAAAUUCUACCAGUUCUAAAAUUCAACUUUAAACCUUCCCUAACAUUGCAACCACAUAAAGAGGAGAAUGGAAAAAUAAAAAUGUAUGGCCUUCACAUCAACUUUAGUUUGAUCCCUCUAGCUGUAUUUUUUCUGUAAACAUUUCCUAUAAAUAGGGAAUACCAUUUUACAUACUUGUUUACAAGUACCUCACAUACUGUGUAUAUCCCACUCUAGUUUUAAAGUGACUCAUGAUUUGUAGGCUUUCUACGGGUUCACAAAAAUAAACUUAAGCAUUUGCUUGAUAGAUUUUUUUAAAGUUAGGUUUAUGAUAUCUGUCUGUAAUAUUAUCUCUUAUUGGAGUUUGUGCACCAUAAAAUUUACAAACUAGGUGAGUAUAUUACAGGCAGCAUUAUCACCAUCUCCUACUCCACAAAGAACCACAAUGCACUGGAAUGUUUUCCUCUGGAAUUGUAUUUCUACUCUUGUAUUCAACAUUUUUCCCCACUUAUGUUCAAAAUAAAAACAAUGACAUCAUUA